Trichoderma breve is the source of this 3645-nucleotide messenger RNA. RefSeq names its product WD domain, g-beta repeat domain-containing protein. The transcript is spliced from 10 exons. NCBI's taxonomy places the organism in Eukaryota, Fungi, Ascomycota, Sordariomycetes, Hypocreales, Hypocreaceae. Bases 1 to 3645 code for a protein of 1214 amino acids. The record is from RefSeq and is a predicted model, not a curated record. Gene Ontology annotation, molecular function: protein binding.
AUGGAUUGGCAUCUCGUGCAGUGGGUUGCUAUGCUACGCAAGCCAACUGCGCGAGAAGCCAUCACGACUUUUCUUCUGCUGCUGCCCUUGUUUACCUCGAUUCUGUAUCGACUCUACGCAAAGAUUCGAAGACGAGAUGGCCGUUCAGUGGGUCUUCAGAUCCUCUCCGAUGAAUACAACGAUGACCAAGUCAAAUAUGAGAUCAUUGCUGUACAUGGCCUUGGGGCUAACCCUGAGCACACCUGGACUUGCAAACCCAACUCAAAGUCCAAAACCAGCGACUCUCAGAAGCCCGUUCAUUUGCUUAAAGAUUUGCUCAUGAAAGAUGAGCGAUUUUCGGAUGCACGAAUUCUCCAUUUUGCCUACAAUUCGGACUGGCUUGUUGAUGCCUGCUUUGAAUCGGCUCGUGACAUUGGACUUCGUCUCAUAGAAUCCGUGAUUGAACACAGAAAGACUCAUCUUCGACUCCCUCUGAUCUUUGUCGGACAUAGCUUUGGCGGAAUAGUCAUUAAAGAGGCAUUAUCUAGCGACUUAAAAGAUACUGAACGAAUAGUAGAGGACACAUGCGGUAUCAUCUUCUUGGGUACGCCUCAUUUAGGCAGCCCAAUCGCUGGCUUUGGAGCCACCCUUGCCUACCUCACUGGCUUCUUAGGGUCAAACACUGGCUUGCUACUCUUACUCCGAAGCAAUGGCGAAAUGCUUGUGAAUUUGAGUAUAGCAUUCCAAAGUUGCUUAGAAAGAAAAUACCAAGAUCUGGAUAAGAAGACCAAAAUUGUUUCGAUCUGCGAGCAGAAGCCCACAUAUUUGAUGAAUUGGCUUUACGCAGGCUUGAUUGUCCCAUUAGCUUCGGCAACAUUCGGUACGAACUUUAUGGAGGUUUUCAAAGUCGACAAAGACCACUCUGGACUGAACAAAUGUUUCAACUUAGAAGAUCCCCUUUAUAAAGUGCUUACAGCCCAACUACACAAGAUCCGGCCUACCGCGCCACCUAAAAUUAAUACGCUUCAACAAGCCGUCCUCGACCGUUUGAUGCCCGUUACUGCCGCUGAUGCAGAGUUUCACCCUGGACUCGACGAAUACGGAAGAGCUCUUUCAGAGUGCCUCCCUCAAACUAGAGAAGAGAUACUGAAAGACAUUUGCGACUGGCUCGAUGACAGCACUUCGUUGCAAAAACAUCUCUACUGGCUUCAAGGCAAAGCCGGCACGGGGAAAUCUACUAUUGCGCGCACUAUUGUCAGCAGGAUGGCUAGACAGAACCGCAUCGCUGCCAAUUUCUUUUUCAAAAGAGGUGGAGGCGAUCGAGCUAGACUUAAGCGAUUCUUUACGACUCUGGCAGCUCAGCUUGUGAGGCAAUGGCCUAGCUUCGCUAAAGCUGUCCAAGAGGCUUUGGAGUCCGACCCUUCGCUUCCGGAACAAGACCCAAGGAUUCAAUUCGAGAAAUUGAUUCAGGAACCUUUGAGGAAACAAGAACACAAGAAGUCUAAAGUUAUAAUGAUUGUCGUCGACGCUCACGACGAAUGUGAUUUAAGUGAGGAUCUAACUAGCCUGGUUCAGCAGCUCACGCAAUCACAGGAUGGUCACUCCACUCAACCUCUAGUCAAGUGUUUUCUGACUAGCCGCUUAUAUCAUCAUACGCAAUAUAGUUUCAAUAGCAUCUCCGAGAAGAGAUGUGAGAAGAAGGAGCUUGAAAAAGCCACAUCGGCAACUAUCAGGUCAGACAUUGAACGUUACCUGCGGGAUGAGUUGGAAAAGAUCGAUGGCCUUUUAGAUCCGCUUCCAGGGGGUGAUCUAUGGUCCAAUCCCUCUGAUGUGGAAAAUCUCAAGAAACUUACAGAACGAGCCUGUCCGUUAUUUGAAUUCGCUGCUUUUUCUACUCGUUUUAUUAAACAAACAAACAUGCCGGGAGGACCGCGAGGCCGCCUCCAUUACAUAUUGGAAACUCAAAUUUCCGGCGACCUCAACGACUUAUAUGACUCCAUCAUAAAGCGAAGGUUCUAUGGCCUCGAUGACCAAUGCCAUGAGAAAGCAGAGGCAAAUUUUCAAAAGAUUAUUGGUUCCGUCGUUUUCUUAGCGAAUGCAGUGACAGUCAGAUGUCUAGCCGAGAUUCUCAAGCUGCCUGAGAGAGAGAUUCGCGAAGAACUGCAAACUUUUGAGUCGGUUCUUGUGGUUCCAGCAGAACAAGACGAUCAGUCGCUCAUCACAUUGUUUCACGAAUCAUUCAGAGAUUUUUUCUCUGGGUCUGGAACUACAAAGAAGUUGACAAUUAAUUAUAUAGAAGUCCAUACUAUGUUGGCAUCUCGCUGCCACCAGCUUCUAUGUGGUGCAUUGCGAGAAAACAUGUGCAAAUUAAAAAGACCCGGAACAUAUCGAAGUGAGGUUACAAAUGAAACUGUCAAUGAAUUUCUACCGCAAGAAGUACAAUACGCAUGCCGAUUUUGGAUUUUCCACGUCAAAAGGAGUCAGUCAAGCAUCAAAGAUGGCGAUAAUUGGCAUUCAUUCCUACUAUCUCAUUUCCUCCACUGGCUUGAAACACUGAGUUUGUUGGGAAGAACUUCAGAAAGUGCGUCACUGGUCAAAGAGCUGAAAACUGCCGUGCAUCCUUCCGAUGCAGUACAAGUCAAGGCAUUUCUAGAAGAUGCGGAACGACUUAUUGCCUCUUUCCGAUACGUCAUUGACGCUGUGCCAUUGCAACUCUAUAGCUCCGUUUUAACAUUUGCUCCAGCUGAAAGCCUUGUUCGAGAAAACUUUGACGCAUAUCGCACCAAAUGGAUCUCUCGUCUACCAAAUGUUGAUUCCCAGUGGAGUCCAUGUUUACAAACAUUUGAAGGACAUCCCCAUCAGGUCAAAUCUUUAUCAUUCUCACCAGACGAAACAUGGCUUGCUUCAGCCUCCUGUGAUUGCAUAGUUAAAAUAUGGGACGCUAGAAUACAUGAGUCCAAGGAGAGAAACACAUCCAUUUUCGAUACCACAGGUAUCAAGAUGCCCACGGGUGACCACUGUCUUGCUAUGAAUCAACGUCUUGCUAUGAUAUCCGCUGAAACAUCUGAAAUUCAGUUGUUGGACGAUUCUGGAAGCAAAUGGGUUGCACAACCAUUUAAAAACGCUUAUGCUAAUGUGGCAAUCUCUGCGAACGGUAACAUCUUUGGAGCAGUUUUAGACGAUAGAACGGGUAUUGAAAUAUGGGACUCAGAGUCGGGGAAUCUUUUACCUGCCCACAAUCGCUCUUCUCUCUACAUACGCUCGAUCGCCUUCUCGGCAAAUGGCGAUGAGAUGAAACAUAACCCCGAUGUUUACACUGAGGAGUUUCAUUUGAGUGUUCCUCACGAACUCCAACAUUACUUCGCUGGGGGGAAGGAGUGUCUGUUUGAGAAUGAACGGCUGUGGCAUUGGCCACUGAACACAAGCUUCAUAAAUUUCGAUUUCGCCGUGGGCACAGACUUACCGGAGCCUAAGCCGUGGGAGGAUUGUUUGGCCAAGUACUACAUCAGUCUCGACGGUGUUUGGAUCAUGAGGCAUCGUGAGAAGCUGCUAUGGAUUCUGCCGGAAUAUCGGCCAAAAGGCGCCAUUACCUCUGGAUCAAAGAUUGCAAUUGAGCGUGUAUCAGGCCACCCAUAUGUUAUAGAGCUUUUAGAUGAGGACCUUUGA